This is a messenger RNA of Symbiodinium sp. CCMP2592, 2691 nucleotides long. The record is from the annotation of a GenBank genome assembly. Lineage: Eukaryota; Dinophyceae; Suessiales; Symbiodiniaceae.
AUGGCUCUCAGCUUGGAUGGCAGUCUUCCAGCCUUCUUGUCGAGCCGUUGGCCUUGCCCUUGGCCCUCCCGGCCUUGGGACGUCCCCAGGACAUGUGUCACUGGCACUGGACGACAUGUUUGGAGCUUAUCAGUAGUUGUCAUGGUGAAGCAGAUGCACGCCGGCAGACGUACCAUCUUCGCAAGGGCUUCCCGGCGUCAGACUGGCAAAGCGCUUCAGCUCAGUCGUGAUAUUGGACGGCUGACUCAGCCUGAAGACAUUCUGGCAUUCGUGGAAGACCACGUGCAUGAGUUCAGCUUCGUCCAUGCGGUGUCUUGCUUCAGCCGAUUGGGACGGAUGAGACACCGGACUCGCCAAAGCUGGUCUGCUUCAGAGCCUUUCCAGAACCUCAUAGCAGCAAUUGACGUCUUCGGUGAAAGGGGUGAGAUGGAUGCAGAAGCCUUGCGAGCCACCCUCGUGGCGGCGGUCUACCUGGCGGAUGGGGGCAUGGUGCGACGGAUGGUGUGGAAAUGCGCUACAGCAUUACUGACGAAGCUUCCGGCAGCAAGUUUGACAGAGCUGGCAAACAGCACCUGGGCUCUCGCGAAGCUGGAGCACCGCAACGAGAAGCUGUUGCGGGGUGUCUCAUCGGAGGUGCUCAGACGAGUGGCAGUUGGACAGGCGAUGAGUGUCCGGGAUGUCCAGAAACUGGUUUGGGCGCUGGCAGCAUUUGGUUGGCGCGAGGAUCUGUCGCUAUUCCGCUGCUUGAGUGCUGAAGUGCAGAGAUGCAACGAUUUGUCAGCGGUGGAUGCGAGCGUCAUAGCCUUCUCUUUCGCACGACUUGGUGUGGAAGAUGCUGCGCUUUUUCGAGUUCUCUCCCAGCACGUACAAGAUCGCCUCCUUGUUGACCUCAACGCACAGGGCAUAGCCAAGGUGGCCUACUCGUUUGCAGUUUUGGGCCACGCCGCCGACGAGCCGCGGCUCUUCCGGGCCUUGGCCGCUGAAUCCGCCAGGAGGAUUGCAGCUUUUGGUGCGCAGGAGCUGGCCAACCUGAUGCAAGCUCUGGUCUGGUGCAGGGCUUCAGGCUGCGUCAUCUUCGGGAGCUCCGAGGUUCGGCGAUUCCUCCCCUUGGCUUCAAGAAGGUGCACGGAGCUGUGCCACUCUGCUAUUCCGAAGGACUUGUGUUGCUUCGCAUGGUCGUUUGCAUCGUUAGGGAGCCACUGCGCCACAGUUCUUCCAGCUGUGGCGGAAGCCUCCAUCCAUCGACUUUCCGACUUCGAUCCUCGAUUUUUGAGUGGUCAGCUAGCUUGGGCCUUUGCAAGCACAGGCACCAUCAACCCGGCAUUAUUCGAUGCCAUUGCCGUUGCCGCUUUGGACCGCAUGUGUUCAUAUGCGCCGCGAGACAUAUCGAAUCUUGCUUGGUCCUUUGCGAUGUUGGGACAUCGAAACCUUGCCCUGUUCGACUCUCUGUGCAGCAGGGCCCUACUAGAACUCGAGCGGUUCAACAGCCAGGACCUGGCCAACAUGUUGUGGGCCUAUUCUCAUCUCGGCAUUCGAGCACCUGCGCUGUUCGCAGCGAGCGAACAGCAGGUGAAAGCAACUAUUUCAAGGCCCAGUCUUCAGGAGCUUUCCAGUAUUGCCUGGGCAUACGAAAACGCCUGCAUGAUGAGCUCUGCUCUUCUGUUGGCUAUGGAGUGUGAGUUUGCCAGGAGGUUGCUUCUGGGACCUGGCAAAGCGCGGCCUGCGCAGCGUGCCCGUGAUGUGAAAGCGCUCUUGAGACAGCUGAGGUCGACAGGUCGUCUGCGGCAUGACAUUACAACGAGAGCAAAAGCUGAGCUUCACCAGCUUGGAAAAAUGCAGGAUGCGGUCAUACCCGUUGAGCGCUCGCCUGGACGAGGCCUCGCCGUCGGCGCUGAGCUCCCCCGCUUCGAACUGGAUCUCUCUGAUCGAUCGGUGAUCUACAAGCCCCCCGGUUGGGAGGUGCAGGGUUCCGGUGAGCUUGGGCACCACCAGCUCUCAGCUUUCGUGCAAUGGACUGUGCCGCAGAAGCUCCCCAUUCUGCACGAUGGGUACAGUUCCUACGGCUUCCUGCACCGUUUGGAUGUUUCCACAUCUGGCCUGGUUCUGCACGCGAAGAGCUAUGUGGCCUACCACGACCUAGACUUGCAGCUCCUGCGGCGCGAGAUUGACCGGGAGUACUUGGUACUGGUGCAUGGUCUGGUCUCACCCGCUCGCAUCUCCCUGCUCUUGCCGGUCUAUGUGGGAAAGGAUUCGGAAAGCCGCCCAAGCCAAGUGGCAGUGCCUGGUGCACGAUUCAGCCUCAGCCACCUGAAGGUUCUUGCCCAUCUCGGGCCACGGCAGUCUACCAGUCUGCUGACGAUGAAGAUCGACACUGGCAGGCGACAUCAAAUCCGAGCCCAGACGUCGCACGUGGGCCACGCGGUGGUGUGCGACUGGCUCUACACUGCGCAGCCCACAUAUUCCACGGACAAGGAGUGGUGCUGCCGAACAUUCCUGCACCGUCAUCGCCUUGCUUUCAAAGACAAAGACGGAAAGCAGCACGAUGUGACGCUUGGGCUGCCAGAAGACCUGCGCAACGCCCUUGCAUCCUCUGCUGCGAAAGACGACGCAUCGAGGCUUGCCGUGCGGCACUUGCCCAUGCGGACUUUUGCAGACUACAAAGUGCUGUCCAAAGCUGAACGCACGUCGUAG